AUGGCUACCUUGUGGGCAGACCAUAAACCACAACCAUUUUUAACAACGUGCGGUGCUAGUGCAUUUAAAAUUAUACAAACAAGUAAAGGUAAGAGGAAGCUCGUAGGAUAUUUCGAGAAUUGGGAGGCUACACUCAAAGCCCUAGGAACUCUGCAAGCUUUCCGGGAGAAUUCUCUGGAGUUGAAAUGGUGUCAACACUCUUUACCUGCCUUGAAGAAAGCACUAACUAAACAAAAGGCUAAGAAUGUUCCUGACAAGAAGCCUGGGAAAACCAUGCAACAGUCUGGUAACGUUAACCUUAAGAAGAAGGACCAGAAAUCCUCAACCAGUGCUAAGAAGCAAGCCAAAUCUACUAAAGACCCGUUGAAGGAUCCCAAAUCCCAGAAGUCGAAGUCCAAUAAGAAGUCUAGGGAUAAAGUAGGAUUUAAUGAUAACGGAACCAUUGGAUGGCAGAAUACAGGACGAUCCAUACCAGCUGAUUGCUGUAAAGUAGCAAUAUUAGAUAAAGACUUCAAAACGCGUAGUUGGAACUUCCCUAGCAAAUGGUUAUCACACAUCCAUCAUGUCUCAGUACCCAAUGAUAGGUCAACAAUACCAUUCCCAGAUCCCGAAAUUAUCUUACCAUUAGUUGAAGACAUAGAUUCACAGAUGGAUAGAUGA
This is a messenger RNA of Rhizophagus irregularis DAOM 181602=DAOM 197198, 660 nucleotides long. Lineage: Eukaryota; Fungi; Glomeromycota; Glomeromycetes; Glomerales; Glomeraceae. The record is from RefSeq and is a predicted model, not a curated record.